Meloidogyne enterolobii is the source of this 1299-nucleotide messenger RNA. Lineage: Eukaryota; Metazoa; Nematoda; Chromadorea; Rhabditida; Meloidogynidae. The record is from the annotation of a GenBank genome assembly.
AUGAACAGCGAGCAAGAACGUGCUGAAUUUGUAUUCAAAUCUUCGAAGGUUUCUGAUGUUCCUACCAAUGUUAAUUCAACUCUAUCUCAAGCAGUAGAUAACUCUGGUGUAGACAAUGUGUCUUCUGACGGGGAAAUUGAUCAAUUACUUGAAUUGCUUAAACAACGAAAUGUCUUGAUUUCACAAUUAAGGACCAAAUGUUCAUUUUUGGAAGAAGAGGUCAAAAAUAGUCAAGAAUAUUCCAAAACUUUAUUAGAAGAAUUAAAUGCUCUGCAUGAUUCAAUUUCACAAAUUCGUCGUCAAUCACAAUCAGAACGCCAGAGGACUAUUGGAGAAUUUGAACAAAAAUUAAAGAAAGAAGAAAUGCUUCGAAUCACUUUAGAAAAUGAUUUAAAAUUAAUUAAUGGAAGGGAAAUGGUUGCAAUUAAAAAUCUAAAGGAAUUGAAGAUUGAAUGUGAACGCUUGGAAAGUGAAUUAGAAGAGGCGAAAAGAAAGAUUUCAUUAUUUGACGAGAAAAAACUUACAACAUCCGCCAAUUCGCCUCCUUUGCCUCAACAUUUUAUUCAAAAACAACAACGAAAAACUUCAAUUUCGAUCCAAAAGAAGAAUAUUAAUCAACAGCAAAAACAAUUUCCAAAACCUUUAAACUUAACAACAAAAAUUCCAUCAGACUUUUUACAAAAUCAACAAUCAAGUUUUGAUGAUGAGUUUAUUGAUAGAAAUGCUGUUAUAGGUGAUGAAGAUAAUGCCACAAUGAAUAGUGAAAGUUUAACUGAUUCUCUUGAUGAUUUACAGUCAAUGUUGAGAGCAGCAGAAAUUGAGCCAAACAGUGAAAUUCCUUCAUUUAAUGUAUCUGAACUACCUUCGGAUGCCUUGUCAUUAAAUGGCGGUUUACAACGAGUAUAUUAUAGCCAUGAAGAAUAUAAUUUAAUUAUUCAACAGCUUAAUUCUUGUAGGGAACUUUUGAGUGAAUCGGAAGAGAUUAAUGUCCGAUUAAAUGAACAAAAUAAUCUUCUCAAGGAAGAAAUUCGUCGUUUAGAGAGAAAUCAACAUAGAGCAAAACAAUUAGAAAAUGAAGUUUGUUCAGAAUAUUUUAAAAAUAUUGUACUCAAAUUUCUGACGCCACCUCGAGUUUUUGAUGAACGUGCACAAUUACUGCCUGUUUUGCAAACAAUUUUACACUUGGAUGAACGAGAGAUGGAAAUGGUUAGAAUGAAUAUAACAGCUCAAGCUCCACAAGGAAAUCAAGAUCAAAAGGGCGAAGGUUCUAGCUUUGCGGGUUGGUUGGGAUGGAGUUAA